Molecule: messenger RNA, 2823 nt
Organism: Drosophila suzukii
Lineage: Eukaryota; Metazoa; Arthropoda; Insecta; Diptera; Drosophilidae
Gene: nord
Product: neuron derived neurotrophic factor nord
Molecular function (GO): protein binding
Source: RefSeq, a predicted model, not a curated record
GUCAAGGCAGACGGACGACGAGGACGAGCGUCGAGAAUCGAGAAUCGAGAAAAGCGGAAACAGCAGCGAAAAGUGCCAGAAGCUAAACUUCCGCACCCGGGAAACGUGUCGCGUGUGCUACGAGUGGAAAAUACGGCGUAAAACGGCGGAAACCCGGCGAAAAGCCCGCUAAAAGUAUUCCAACUAUGCGUGCAACCACAAAUCAAAAUACCAAUUUAUGAAAAGUGUUUUUGGUCGCAAAGUAAAAGUAAGAGUGCUCGUGCGUGGGCCAUCGGCUAAUUGCUCGUGUUCCAUAGCCACAGAAAAAGCAAAUAAUUGAAUAAAGACUUGGGGCUCAACGAUUGUCAGAGCUAAAAAUCAAAAAAUAAGAACAAAUCAAGUGGAUAGUUGAUACCAAAUAAAGUGAAAAAAAACAGGAGAACCAUGGUGCCAGGAGUGGAGCUGCUGCUGGUGCUCCUGCUCAGCCCGCUGCUUCUCGCGGAGAUCUCCCACCUGCCGAUGGCCAACAAUCGCAUCAUCCUCGACUCCACGGAGCUGCUGCAGCCUCCCCUGAACCAGGACUCCAGUUCGCCGGCUGUGGCCAAGGCGACGCCAGUUCCGCCGCAAAAGUGUCCUUCGCAGCAGCGGUACCGCAAGAUGCUGAAGGACUUCGACGACCUGGAGGACCUCUACGUGGAUGUGCCCGUGCAUAUUGCUUUGGCGGAGCGGCAGAGGAAGCGAUUUGUGCUGAACCUGAACGACUCGACGCCGCUGACGAUUCGCUUUUCGGCGCCCGUGGGCCGCAAGAUGUACUACAAUCAGACAGGAAACCUCCUUCGGCCGGCGGCAGUGGCACCUGGCCCAGGUGUGUCUGUGGGCAGUCUGGUGCUGCCCUGCGCCCUGCGCGGCCAAUACGACCUCUUCGUCCUGGCCCGCCACUCGGGAGCCCUCAAGGUGGACGCCCUGGCGGAGCAUCCCCAGCACGACUGGCCACUCCUCAACGCCACGCACCGGAUCGCCAUUCGCACCCAGAACCGCGUGCGGAAGCGCGAGAUGAUCGUCAAGUGGGACAGGAGCAAGUUCGAUUACCAUGUCAUGCACUAUUGCCUGGUAGUACAAAGGGUGUCGAUGAACACCCAGCGAAUAACCUUCGAAAAUUUCUGCCAGGCGGUGUCCGCCUACGUGGACCAGCGACCCUUGACCCCCAGUUGCUCCGGGGGCAAUCCCAUGGAUCUCGUUUGGGGUGCACCACCUCAAAGGGAGAGAAGACUCAAUCCCCGACAGAAUCUGCACAUCGUGUGCACGGGGAAGAGGCGCCAGCAGAUGCUGCGUCGUCUUCUCCCGAGGAGCAACUACCAGUUGGACCUAUUCGGAGUCCACCAGGCUCGACAGAAUCUCACCGUUCGACUGGCCAGCAGCCAGGUGAACUUCAACCGAACCCAACCGCUGGCCUUGAAACUGCAGGCUCUGAUGCAACUGAAGAUCGGAGGACAACAUGGCAAGCAGGUGUACAGCUUCAAGGUGCCGCAGACGAUACUGGAUGCGGAAGAGCCAUUUAUGAGGCACCUCCUGAUUCCCUGCUCGGGCAGCGAGAUCCGUGUGAAACUGCUGCGCCAGCGGAAUGAGGUGGGUAGAACGGAGGCCUUCUACAGUCCCACGUAUAUAAGGCAAAAGGGAGUUCUACCAGGCGAAAGGUAUCUAAUGCGAUUCGAGCCCAGUAACGAGGAUGAGGCGUUGCGGGCCCAGAAAGUUAUGGUGGCCUUGAGCAGCGAGGCCUUGUUCCGGGAUUUGCCCGAACUGCCACAGAACACCAGUGUUUUCAAUGUGCGAACGAGGUGCAAUCGAGCCACCAUCGCCUGGAACGGCUCACCAGAUGAACGCGAGUUGAGCUAUUGCAUCAUAGUGUUCAAUCUGCCGCAGCGCAAUCGCAGCGUGGUGGACUCCACCAACUACUGCAUGGACUUUGUGCCCAAGCGGGUGAUGCAGUACAGGAACUUUGAGUGGAUGACUUGUAGGGAAAGGCAGCAGAGUCCCGACAACAUCGAAACGGAGACCAUACUGAACCUCCAGCCGGGUUCCAGUUACCUGGUCUACGUGACCGCCAACCUGAGCAUGGGCAAGCCCCUGCCCUACCAGGCGCUCACCCUUCACAUGGCCAGCCAAUGUCUGGACGGAUCCCACGAGUCCUUCUACUAGGUAACCAGGAGUUACGGGCUUACAUAGGUCGUAAUUCCCAAAAAGCUUCGCUGCAUUUUCGAAUACAAACACUGAACUAUCCGUCGUUGUAAAGCUACCUUAUCCACUACGAUUACUACACUAUCCUACAAAAACUAUGCUGGUUAAAAGACUAUACACCUAGCUCCAUAUAUAUAUAUAUAUAUAUAUAUAUAUAUGUAUACAGAUAUAUAUACAGAUGUUCGUGGCAAAUGUUGUGUGAGCGAGUGAGUGUGUGCGUGUGACUUCUGAUUGUGUUCGCCAUUUGAUUCCAAGUAUUCUCGAGUGCUUACUUUUGUAAUUUUUAGCUAGCCGUUAAUUUUUGUAUAAACUGUUUCAUUGGUUUUCCCACUCUGCUGAUCGUUUUCUAGAUUUUAGCCCCAGCACUCCUAGUUUAAAGUUUAAACUUAGUUUUCGUAGGCUUUUGCUGUUAAGUUUUAACCGUAAACCGUUCUUUUGUACAUUAAGCUUACAAUUAGCUCUAUAUUAGAUAUACCAUUAUGAAUAUAUAUGUGCGUUGAAAGCGUUGUAUUUUUUGAAGCCGAACUUAUGCAACCGAAAGGAGGACAAUAAACAAAUGUGCUAUAAAAGGAGGAAAGUCUCGCAAAUAAAUGUGAAAUCACAGCUAAA